Messenger RNA from Xiphophorus couchianus (Monterrey platyfish), 3671 nucleotides. It is a transcript of the gene nol4la, whose product is annotated as nucleolar protein 4-like a. NCBI's taxonomy places the organism in Eukaryota, Metazoa, Chordata, Actinopteri, Cyprinodontiformes, Poeciliidae. Bases 112 to 2178 code for a protein of 688 amino acids. The record is from RefSeq and is a predicted model, not a curated record. The transcript is spliced from 11 exons.
AUAAAAAAAAGCCAGAAGAAGUCAGCUCUUUAUUAGCCUGGGCUGCCUGAUCGGGCUCAGACGGAGAGAGAGAGAGAGAGAGGAGAGAGAGAGAGAGGAGAGAGCGGAGCGAUGGCAACGAAAAAGGCGUGCGUGGAUGCGCCCAAGAGGAGCCGGAGUCCGGUCGUGCUGGAGGCUGAGAUGUUCCGAGAAUUUCAGGACUGGUGUCUCCGAACUUACGGGGACUCCGGCAAGACAAAGACCGUCACCCGGCGAAAAUACAACAAAAUCAUGCAAACACUGUUGCAGAACGACGAGCCGGACGGGGUGUACGUGGACAACAGCCACAUCAACGCCAAAUUCAAAUUUUGGGUGAAGUCCAAAGGCUUCCAGGUCGGAACCAACGUUCUGGGGGAGCACAACAAGAAGGGAGCGCCGGGGAAGCCCGUCCUUUACGUCCCGGUCAAGUCAACGUGUUCGGAUGGCAAUUCGGCCCAGGACAACCCCUCCCUGAAGCGGGUCGCCGUUGUCGAGGACUUCUUCGACAUCAUCUAUGCCAUGCACGUGGAGAUGGGCGCCGACCCGGGCCGAGCACCAAAACACGCAGGGCAGAAGAAAACCUACAAAGCGAUAGCUGAGACCUAUGCCUUCCUGCCCAGAGAGGCGGUGACUCGGUUCCUAAUGAGCUGCGGAGAGUGCCAGAAGAGGAUGCACAUUAACCCCAGCACCGCGGAGUUCAAAGAAAAUGACCGACCCACCUCGCUGGUCCCCGACCUCAUCGACUACAACAUGCCUCUUACUGCCACCUACCUGAAGCAGAUGAAACUGCAGUGCAUGACAGCCACUGAGAGGGAUGACAGUUCGGUGAGCAGCGAGGACAUGAACAACGCUGAGCCCGUUUGGGUCGCAGCGGAGCAGCCAGCAGUGCCUGAACCGAGCCCACCCAACGGGGAGCGGGUCAGCAACCCGGCCGCCAUUGUCAAAGAGGAGGAUGAUGAUGACUCCUCGGAGAGCGGCAGCGCCAACGGGCUGCCGGCCCUGACCUCGCCGGAGGCGCUGGCUGCGGGUGCGAACCCCCAAGAUGGCGGGGCUUCCUACAGGGAGGUGGCAGAGAACGGGCUGAGCGCGCCGCUGGACUUCAGCACCACCUCGUCCUCGUCAUCCUCCGAGGAUCAGCAGCCGGUGAAUCUGAGCGACAGACUGCUGCCGGCCGGGAGCUCGCCGCCGAACAGCUACGCAGCAGAACCCAACAAGAAGUUCCCCAUCAAAACAGAGUCGCCUCCUUACAGCUCAGGGAGUUAUGACUUGGUGAAAACAGAGCUGAGCAGGAGCGCUGAGGACUUGACCUCCAGUCGGGCGCAAAUAAUCGACGACGAUGACGACGAUCACGACGACCAUGACGACAAUGAUAGGAUCAAUGACGCUGAGGGGAUGGAUCCUGAGAGACUCAAAGCCUUCAAUAUGUUUGUGCGUCUGUUUGUGGAUGAGAAUCUGGACCGCAUGGUGCCCAUCUCUAAGCAACCCAAGGAGAAGAUCCAGGCCAUCAUCGAGUCCUGCAGCCGCCAGUUCCCAGAGUUCCAGGAGCGCUCCCGCAAGCGCAUCCGCACCUACCUCAAAUCCUGUCGCCGCAUGAAAAAAGGCGGCUUCGAGCAGAUCCGUCCAACGCCCCCUCACCUCACCUCUGCCAUGGCUGAGAACAUCCUCGCUGCCGCCUGCGAGAGCGAAACCCGAAAUGCUGCCAAGAGGAUGCGGCUCGACGUCUACCAACCGACGGACGAGCCCGCCUCCGUUGACAAACCCAUCACAAGGGAUCCAGCUCCUGUGGCGCCGUCAGGGUUCACUAUUGCCAGCGCAGCUUUUGCCCAAGACCAACUUUACACCAACGGAGGCCUCAACUACAACCUGCGGGGAUACGGGACAGUCGGCAGCACCCAGCAGAGCUCCAGUGCUGCACAAACCAAUGGUCCCACAGAUCUGAGCAUGAAGUCCGUCGGCCCAAACUCCUCUUCAUCCUCCUCCUCGUCCUCCUCCGCCUCCAACAGUCACGGUCAGGGCGGCGGCGGUGGCGGGGCGUCCGCCCAGCUCAGCCCUCCGGAGGUGACGGCGGUGAGGCAGCUAAUCGCCGGGUACCGGGAGUCCGCGGCCUUCCUGCUCCGCUCGGCGGACGAGCUGGAGAACCUGAUCCUGCAGCAGAACUGAGUCCAAACCAGACCGUGCCAACGCCCUCCCCCCCUCAGCCUGUCCUCCUCUGUCUCUCUCACAUCCUGGCAGACUUUCACACACAAAGACACGAUCCUACACGAGCGAUACCGCAGUGCAUCGUGGGUAACGUAGGCAUGGAACCUCCACUUGUUCCCACACGGCUAUGUUCUGAAACAUAUCACGGGCUGAAACACGACGAUUUAUGCAUUUGGUUGACCUUAGUGCCCUGCUUUGUGUAGCCAUCCCAUCAACUUCAUCACACCAGUGGAAACCUCCAUUUGUCUCAGGAAGCGAUGAUCAGAAAAAAACAAAACAAAAAAAACGAUGUGUACCGAUGAGGUGUUGGAUUAGUUUAACCCCAAAAACAUCAAAUUAGCGAUCAGCACCGUUAUUUCUGGUAUUAAACCGGAAAACGUGUGCAGUGCAGGUUUAAUCGGGUUUUAUUCUGAAUCUUUAACACCGUUUUAACCUCAACAGCUGCUGAUUUUACAACAUACGCCAAAAAAAUACAAUAAAAAAUACAAGAACGAACGAAAGGAUUAAACACAGUGACAAAAAAGAAGAUCUGACAGAUUUGCAAGAAUGUCUUUAGCUAGGUUGAUUUUAUUUUCAGUAAAUUUUUGUGUAAAACGCUCUAUGGCAGGCUGUUAGUUGUCAUGAGUGAAAAGGCAGAAAAAUCUUAGGAAACGUGGGUCAGAAAUCCAUCCUGAUGAAUUAGAAAGUCAUUGAAUUAGUUAUUUAUUCCAGUAUUUCAAUUCAAAGUGAAACUUAUGUCUUAUUUAAAAUGAUACGUUAAUGUUUCUGAUAAUUCUCAAACAUGUAAUUAUUCCAGUUUUUCCUUCCACCCAACUUUCCAUAAAUGCAUAACUACAGCGCUCCGUGAACAUGUACUAUUCAAAUGUUCUGAGAAAGUGAUUUCUUUAUUACAUAUACUUAUAAUGAGUCCCUCCAGGAUUUUAUGGUGACCUUUUUGUGAUUGUUGUGGCCAAAAAUGACAGAUUUCUCAAAUUUAAACUUAACAUGAUCUUACAAAAACAUUUAGAUUGCAGCACAUAACCUUCCCUAAAAAAAUGGAUUUUAACAUAGUUAAUAUUUAAAGUGCAAACAGAACGUUCAAGUAGCUUUUUAAUGGAAAGUUUGGUGAAAGAAAAAAGUUUGAGAGCAUUCUUGAGAUAAGAAUAUUGGAUUUUGUGAAUCCAUCACAUUGAUAGAUGCAUCAAAUAUAUAUGGAUGUGUAAUUAAUCUCUGAGUUUCACAAUUUAAAUUCAACUAGUGGAAUAAAUAAACUUUUCGCUGAUGUUAUUAUUAUUAUUAUUAACUGAGAUGCACCUCUACUUGUCAGGGAGAAAAAGAUUAAUAUAAUAUUUAGACUGUUUGGUUAGGAACCAGCGCUAGAGGGAAGUAAAAGAAAAAGGUGCAAUAUGGAGUUAAUUUGAUUUUAAAAUGAAGGCGUUUCACCUCAGCCGUCUUUUGCUCCAACAGUCGAGUUU